AAAGUAAUUUGUUUAAUCAUAAUUAUAAAUACAUUUAAUUCGUUCUCUGAUGGAACACCCCAACUCAAACAUAAUGCACUGGAUUUAGUAGUUACAGUAAAUGUUGAAACUAACAAAACUCAUGCAGACGAGGAGGAACGUCAAAGGAAGUUCAUGGACGGACUUGUUACGAAAUCUGAUAUUCAGGAUCUUAUAUCUGGACUUCAAUCUCUCAGAGCGGAGCAGAAACGACAGGGAACGCUGAUUGAAGGACUUUUUCAAUUGUAUAAACAAAAUUUGAAGUCCCAGCCAGGCAGUUGUACCGAUGCCAAGUCCACUGGGAUCCAUGAAAUACUUCUCCCCAAGUUUAGUAGUCAACCCUUUGAAGUAUCCUGCGAUGCGAAAACCCAAGGAGGAGGAUGGACAAUUAUCCUGAGGCGGAGGGAUGGAAGCGUGGACUUCAAUCGAAACUGGGCAGCAUACAAAGAGGGAUUCGGAGAUCUGAGUGGGGAGUUCUUCUUAGGACUGGAUAAGAUACACGCAUUGACAAAAGAGAGAAAUCAGGAAUUACUUGUGGUCCUGGAGGAUUUCAAGGGAUUUAAACAAUUUGAGUUAUAUAAGAGUUUUGCAAUCGGCGACGAGGAUCAACAAUAUGUUUUACACACUCUGGGCGAAGCGAGUGGAACUGCAGGUGAUUUACUAUCUGUUUAUCGUAGCAGGAAAUUCACCACCUAUGAUCGAGAUAAUGAUAAUGAAUCAUGGGUAAACUGCGCCAAAGCUUUCAGUGGCGGCUGGUGGGACGGUAAUUGUUUCAAUGGCCAUUUGACGGGGAAGUAUAACGAUAAGGGCAUUAGAUUUCUCAAUUUUAGAACUUAUGAACACUCAUUCAAAACUGCCGCCAUGAUGAUACGGCCUAACAAGUGAAAUCGAAGACUAGACAGUAACAAAAUCUUCUCCACGAGUAUAAUCCUAUGUAUUUUCCGUUUCCUCAAUCUAACAUAUAUUCUAAAUUGCUUAUUGGUACAUAAUUUUAAUAAAAAAUAAAUAUAUUUGUAAUCAUA
This is a messenger RNA of Drosophila innubila, 1040 nucleotides long. RefSeq names its product ficolin-1-like. NCBI's taxonomy places the organism in Eukaryota, Metazoa, Arthropoda, Insecta, Diptera, Drosophilidae. The transcript has 2 exons. The coding region runs from base 154 to 903 and encodes 249 amino acids. The record is from RefSeq and is a predicted model, not a curated record.